Molecule: messenger RNA, 1119 nt
Organism: Peniophora sp. CBMAI 1063
Lineage: Eukaryota; Fungi; Basidiomycota; Agaricomycetes; Russulales; Peniophoraceae
Source: the annotation of a GenBank genome assembly
AUGGCUCAGAAUACCACCGGAAAUGCGAAUCCUGCGCAGCUUGCGGCUCUUCUUGCUGCUGCUGGCGGCCGCGUAGCCCCAGCUGGAAACGCGCUAGGUGCACCAGCGCAAGGUGCGGCGCCUGAGCAAGCGAAUCCACUGGCAUUAUUGAUGCAGACGCUUCAGAACCAACAGGCUUACGCACAACCUGCGUCGUGGGCCGGCUUGGCCCAACUCUUUCAGCCCCAACCUGCGCCUCCACCACCACCUCCCCAGCCAGCACAACAACCGGCACAAAUUUCUCAGGAGGAUAAAGAGGCUCCGUACCGGGGAGCGCGCUCUGAUAAUCUUGAUAAGACCUUGGUGUUAUUUCUGCGUGCCGCUCAAAGCUCGAAUAUGACCAGAUACGCCAUACUUGAGGACAUGAAUGGACGCCAUGGCCACUCUUCCGAGUGGUGGAAGACGUACUACCUCAUAUUUGCUGACGAUAUUGACCGCCUAGUCAAGCUUGCCGGCACAAGCGACGAUGGCACCGCCGGAUGCUCAACACCCGCUCGUCGUAAACCUCUGGGUAGCGCAGGCACAUUGAGACCAGUCACAUUCCCGUUUGUGGCAGAGUCGCCGUCGACAUCACGCAAACGCAAAGCGCGUACUCCAUCUGGCUCGUCAUCCGAUGGAUCCGAGACCGAGCGCACCGCCCAUGCGUCUUGCUCUCGGCCAGCACCUAAAGUGGCCCGUCGAACCGAGACGCAAGGUACCUCUGACGUUGACGACGAACUUGGCGACAUCACCGCUGAUAUAGCGGUGGGCAAUCCGUACAAGCUUACUAUACCUACGACACUCCCCAAACGAGCCCCCUCAAUACCCACAAACCUUGCGGCGGGCGCUAAAGGGAAUUACAAAUACACGGAUGAAGAGCUUGCGUACUUUGUGGACACAAUACUAUGGCAGGCAAAGACGGUCCCCAAUGUCAGCAGAGCGACUGUCGUCGCGACUCUGAGCGCUCGAGCUCCGCACCACUCUGAGGAAUCAUGGAAAUCAUUUUGGAAGCGCGCGAAGGGGCCAGAUAUUCUUCGGGAAGGACUCCGCAUGGCUGCUGAGGCGUCUGCUACGACUGCUGCCCCGAAAGAGGAGGAGUAG